ACUCCUGAUGGCGCUGUUAUAGCGUGAACUAUGGCUGGCGGUAUUUAGGAAGCUCUGGCUUCUGUAUGUAGGCAAGAUGAGCCAUAACACACAUUUUCGUGCAAACAAACAGCUUUGUGAAAUCGCCCUCAGACACCCGCUCCAGCUGACAGCAUUAUCCUGGUUGCUAUGGACUACAAUUCAGACACUUCCUGUUAUUGGACGGUGGCCGACUGGGAACUGUGGCGCAUGCGCCCUCGGCCGCCCAGCGCUCGCCUUCGUCCCGUUAGUCUGCUCCUGGACCGGCGGGUCUUAUCGGAGGAGCGCAGACUCUCCCGCCUGGAGACAUCCCUGCUCUUCCAUGUACAACAGCGGGCAGCUAUGGGCAGGAGAAGACCGAUCAAUGGUCAGCCGCAUGCAGAAGAAGUUUUGGGAAACAAAACAAGUGUUAAUCAAGGUUACAGGGAAGAAAGAGGAUGAACAUGUGGUUGCAUCAGAUGCAAAGCUGGAUGCUAAGCUUGAGAUCUUUCAUUCAAUUCAAACAACAGGAUCAGAAUUGCUUAAAAUAAUUGAAAAAUAUCAUCAAGCGCUCAAUGCUUUGUCCUUGGAAGAAAAUGAUUUUGGUUUGCACUUGAAAGUACAUGCCCAACAAAACAGUACCCGAGCUGGAAAAAUGAUGAAAGUCACUGGUGAUGCUUUGUGCUCAUCUGCUGGCCAGAGGUUAUCCUUGUGUGCUCCACUUUCACGGCUUCAGCAAGAAAUGGCCACCUUUACUAACCGAGCUGUCUCAGAUACAUUACUGACAAUCAACCAAAUGGAAAAGGCACGGACUGAAUACAGAGGAGCCCUUCUGUGGAUGAAGGAUGUCUCCCAAGAGUUAGACCCUGACACCUAUAAGCAAAUGGAGAAAUUCAGAAAGGUGCAAAUUCAAGUAAGAAAUACCAAGAGCCAUUUCGACAAAACAAAAAUGGAUGUAUGCCAGAAAGUAGACCUUCUCGGAGCUAGCCGAUGCAACUUGCUAUCACAUUCACUUGCCUCCUAUCAGACAACACUUUUGCACUUUUGGAAGAAGACCGCACAUCUAAUGUCUGAAAUACAGGAGGAAUUUCAAGAGCUGCUUCCAUAUACCCCAUCCUGCCUGAAGGCUUCGAAGCAAAACUUUCAACAGGAUAAUGUGGAGAAUACAGGCAGCAGUGGGGACGAUCAGUUGGUGGAUAAUCACAUGCUGCUUACAUUACAAGGACAAACACUAAACAAUUCAGAAGCAAUAUCUGAUAAUAUGAAUAGCAAUCUAUUUCACUUUGAGGAGCCAGAAAAGGACACUCAAAUAGACCCAAAGCACCUUUUAUUGGACAAUAUAGAAGAGGAGGAUUUUGAUCAGGAAUUCUCGUUUCUAAGUUUGCAGCCCCCUAUGUCUCCAGAGUUUUCACAGGAAGAACAAGAUAUUUUUGGUUCUGGUGAAUCAAGCUCGUGGACAAAACAGUCGAAGAGUUUGUCUGGAUAUCUUCCGUCAUACCUACUCGAUAUGGGACUUCAAUCUGCCGGGGGACUUAGUAACUGGACAAUCCCAGGUUUGUCUUCAAGUGGCAGCAAGUCUGACUAUUCUCUACAGAAAACUCCUGAUGCUCCAGUCCAAAACCCAAAGGCAGGAAAUUCAGACAUGUCAGCAUGGUUAAACAUGUUUGCAGAUCUUGACCCGCUCGCAAGCAUUGGUGCCACCAGCCCUUCAGACAAUGAACUUUUCAGUGCGUGACAGGAUAAAUGUUGAUGCGAAGGGAUCGCUGUUGUGGACCCCAGCAAUCCAAGAUGAGAGAAUACCUUUUGAACUGUGCAGGAGAUUAACAAAUUCUUAAAGAGCUUUCUGUGAAGUUCCCAUCUUUCCCCAGUUAUCAGUAUUGUAGUUUGAUUACAUCUUCCAAAAAAAGAGGUUUUAUUUUACAGGGGAACUUUACAUUCAAAGAGUGUUGCUACAGAUUUGCAAAUUAAUUUCACAGAAAUGCUUUCUGGAGCAGUCUUUACCAUUUCUCUCACAUUUGUAGAAUUCUCAAUCAUUCUCCUUCACUUAUUUUACAUUUGGUAACAGAAUGUUUAUAUGAUAUUAUAGGUAAAUGAGAAGAAUUCUUGGUAAAAACUAAAUCUGGAA
Hyla sarda is the source of this 2122-nucleotide messenger RNA. RefSeq names its product islet cell autoantigen 1 like (gene ICA1L). Bases 77 to 1732 code for a protein of 551 amino acids. Gene Ontology annotation, molecular function: protein domain specific binding. The record is from RefSeq and is a predicted model, not a curated record. The transcript is spliced from 13 exons. NCBI's taxonomy places the organism in Eukaryota, Metazoa, Chordata, Amphibia, Anura, Hylidae. Gene Ontology annotation, cellular component: Golgi apparatus. Gene Ontology annotation, biological process: regulation of transport.